GGAGGGGCUAGUGUAGCUGGUGAUCCAGCAUGAUAGGCUGUGCACACUCCCCUCUGCAUGAAAGAAAAGGCUUGCCAGGUGUGAGCUGUCACACUAACUCACCUAGACUGGGAGCGCCUGCCUGCCUGCUGCGUGCAAUGCUUCAUGCCUGGCACUCAACCACCUCUAUGAGCAAGCACUGAAUUAUUUAUUCUUUUCAUUAUUAUUUAGAUUUUUUUCUUCAAUUUGCUGACUUUUUUUUAAAAUAGAAAACAAUUUUUUGAUUUUUUUUUGUGACAUUCACUUCCUUAAUUUUAAGUGAUUUCCAUACGUCUGUAUAUUCAAUUAUCCCAUUGGAAGGCCAAGGGGAGCGUUCAGGUGAUUUGGAUCCCCGUGUUGGAGGAGACCGGCGGUGACUAGAAGAUGUGGACCUUUCUGGGGGUGGCCACGUUCACCUACGUCUACAAGAAGUGCGAUGAUCUGCUCAGCACCCCCCGCUUGGAGGUCAUGGUGGCCGUGGUGCUGUGCUGCACCGUCGGGCUGGCGCUGGCUUUGUUCCGCUACCGGGGACGGUGGGGGUCCCAGAAACAAGGGGGCCCCGGGAUUAUCUCCAGACUCUUCAACCUGAAUGGUCCCCAAAAUCAGAAGGGGAAACCUGGAAUACAGGGGGACAAGAAGAGCAAAACGAACAACAACAUUAAUGGAUCUGUAGUCACAAAUGGAGCUACUGCAUCUGGGACCAUGACAAGCGAUGAGCCCGAAGUCAUCAUUGUGGGGUCUGGAGUGCUUGGCUCAGCAUUGGCUGCAGUGUUGUCCAGAGAUGGCAGAAGAGUAGCCAUCAUUGAGAGAGACCUGAAGGAACCCGAUCGUAUAGUGGGGGAGCUACUGCAGCCAGGAGGGUAUCAGGCCCUGAAAGACCUUGGCCUUGGUGAUGCAGCGGAAGGUUUGGAUGCCCAUGUCGUACAUGGAUAUGUUGUCCAUGACAUUGAAAGUAAGGCAGCGGUGGAGAUUCCUUACCCAAAGAAUGACAAGGACCAGCAGCAGUGUGGAAGAGCUUUUCACCAUGGCCGCUUCAUCAUGGGGCUUCGCAAGAUGGCCAUGGCUGAGCCAAACACUCGAUAUAUUGAGGGGACAGUUCUGCAGUUAAUCGAAGAAGACAACGCCAUCCUUGGAGUCCAGUAUAGGGACAGAGAAACAGGAGAUGUGAAGGAACUUCGUGCUCCACUUACCGUUGUGGCUGACGGGCUUUUCUCCAAAUUCAGAAAAGAUCUUAUUUCCGGCCAAGUCAAGGUUUCCUCGCACUUUGUAGGAUGUAUUCUAAAGAACUCCCCCCAGUUUAAGCCCCACCAUGCAGAGCUUGUCCUGGCCAAUCCCAGUCCAGUUCUGAUUUAUCAGAUAUCGUCCAGCGAGACUCGAGUCCUGGUUGAUAUCAGAGGAGAAAUGCCCAGAAAUCUGAAAGAGUACAUGCUGGAGAACAUCCUACCACAGAUGCCUGAUCACCUGAAAGAUCCAUUUCUACAUGCUGUGGAAAAUGAUCGACUGAGGGCAAUGCCGGCCAGUUUCCUCCCACCCUCACCAGUCGACAAACAAGGAGUUCUGCUGCUGGGGGAUGCAUACAACAUGAGACACCCGCUAACAGGUGGCGGAAUGACUGUUGUACUGAAUGAUGUGAAAAUUUGGAGGAAUCUCUUACAGGAUCUUCCAGAUCUGAAUGAACACUCACAAAUACUGCAGGCUAAGAAGAGGUUUUAUUGGUCCAGGAAGAAGUCGCACUCAUUCGUGGUGAAUGUUCUGGCCCAGGCUUUGUAUGAGCUGUUUGCUGCUACAGAUGAUUCUUUGUACCAGCUGAGAAGAGCGUGCUUCAAUUACUUCAAGCUGGGAGGAGAAUGUGUGGCCGGCCCCGUAGGUCUUCUCUCUGUACUGUCUCCCAAACCCACAAAGCUCAUCGGACAUUUCUUCGCCGUCGCCUUUUACGCCGUCUACUUCUGCUUCAAGACGGAGCCUUGGCUAACGAAACCCCGUGCCUUUUUCAGAAGUACCGCCAUCCUGUACAGAGCUUGCGCUGUCAUCUUCCCUCUCAUCUACUCAGAAAUGAAACACUCGGUGUAUUGAUUACUGGAAGAGGAAACGUUCCCGUCUCUCCGAGCAUACAAAGAGGGGCCUCGUGAUGUCAAAACAAGACUACUAGGCCCAUCACACUGAUUCCUAAUCUUAAAACAGAAGAAUGAUUGCAAAGCGCAGCGUGACUGCUUGUCCACACAAGCUUCGGAUUAGACAUAAACAGGAUCCAGAAACCCGAGACGUGGUUGCUGCCAGAUGCCAAAUCAAUAUUACAUUUCUGGUAUUUGCAUUGGCAGCAGUCUGGUACAAAAAUGUAUUCUAGAUCUUUUUAUGAAGUAUAUGGAACAGACAAUUACCCAGCAAAAGGGGGGCUGAGAACGGUACCGGCGCCACGGUUGAUUUUACCGUUUCAAUAGAGACAAACUUCUUAUGAACCAAACAGUAUUUGUGGGUCAGUUCCUGGAUCAGAUACUGGCCACAGCAGUCCUGACGUUUUCAUUUGAAAUACAGAACUUGAUUUUCUACCUUUCCUUUAGUUGCAUAAACCGAAAAACGCAGCCUGAGUGGGAUAUGCAACAGGUUACUGAAUGCCAUCAGUUACAUACUCUUCACCAGAGACCCCAAACUUUCUCUUGUAGGCGCCAUUCAGAAAUAACAACUGGUCAACAUGAGUAAGAAAAAA
This is a messenger RNA of Rana temporaria (common frog), 2722 nucleotides long. RefSeq names its product squalene epoxidase (gene SQLE). The transcript is spliced from 11 exons. The record is from RefSeq and is a predicted model, not a curated record. Gene Ontology annotation, biological process: cholesterol metabolic process; sterol biosynthetic process. The coding region runs from base 403 to 2091 and encodes 562 amino acids. Gene Ontology annotation, cellular component: membrane; endoplasmic reticulum. Gene Ontology annotation, molecular function: squalene monooxygenase activity; flavin adenine dinucleotide binding. Lineage: Eukaryota; Metazoa; Chordata; Amphibia; Anura; Ranidae.